This is a messenger RNA of Paramecium pentaurelia, 2900 nucleotides long. NCBI's taxonomy places the organism in Eukaryota, Ciliophora, Oligohymenophorea, Peniculida, Parameciidae. The record is from the annotation of a GenBank genome assembly.
CAUGUCUAAAUCAAUUAUGUAGGAUACUAAAACUUCAUAUGAUGCUCCUCCUUUGGAUUUCUCCAAUCUGAAUAUCAAAACAUUGGCUGAUUUAAAACAUGCUAUACCAAAACAAGGAAAACGUAAACAAGCUCCUAUGGAUGAAUAAAAGGAAGAUAAAAAGAAAGAAAAGCAACAACAAUAAUAAUAAGAAAAUGAAAAUAUUUAAGUGUAACAGAAUCAAUAACAGGAAUAAGAAGAUGAAGAUAAGUUAGAGGGUGAUGAGAAAGAAAAAGAAAAACGGGAGUUGUAGAGAUAAAAGGAAGAAAAAUUGACACCAGUAAUUGUACGUACAAUAGGAUAACCUGUUUAAUAAUCAACUAAUGUAUAUAAACCAACAAUUGAUGAAAAAAAAUAAACAAAGAAAUAAUUUUAAGUUCAAUUAAUUCAAUGUUCAUUGAUCUUAAGUUAUAAUAAAUUAACAUCAUUGCAUAAUUUUUACAAUAUCAUUGAUUAAAUUAUGAUUAAUUGUAAAUAAUUGUAAUGGAUUGAUUUAUCACAUAAUAUGAUUGAAAGUCUAGAUUAUGUAAUUAUUAUAUAUAUAUAUCCAGAAUUUUGCUGAUUUACCAAAUGUAAAAGCAUUAUACUUACAUGCAAAUAAAUUAAAAGAUAUUAUGGAAUUUGAUAAAUUACAAUGUUUAACAGAAUUAAGAACUUUAACUGUUCAUGGAAAUCCUUUUGAUGCCAUACCAAAUUUUAGAUUGUAUAUAAUUGGAUUGUUACCUACCAUUAAAAAAUUAGAUAGUGUUUUAAUAUCUAAAAAAGAAUUAGACAAUGCAAAUGUAUGGAGAAAUACAUUUAGAAUGAUUAAACCACCUAUAAUUAAAAUAUGAAACUUAAUCUCGAAAUUUUAAAUUACGAUAAUCCACUUUCUAACUUCUUAGUUAAAAUCAAGUAUGGCACUUAAGUUCAUUAAACUUCUGUAGGAAACAAUUGGAAUCAGAAGUUCACUCUUGAAAUGAAGAAAACUGUUGAUUUAAAAGUGGAAGUAUGGUAGAAAGAUCAAGAAUUUCAUUUGAUUGGAGAAUCCCUUGUUCCUAAAUCACAAUAGAUUCAUCAUCUUGAUAUUGUUGGACAAGGAAAAAAAGAAGGGGUUCUAGUAGUAGAAUACAAAGAAGUAGAACCUUAGAAUCUUAAACUCAACAAUAAGUUAGAAAAACCUUAAUCUUUAAUCAAAAGAUUGAAUGAAUCAUUAAGUGCAGAUGUUCAAAAUAAUUAUGGAAAUAUUUAAGAGUAUUUCACAUAAUAAUUUGAGAAUCAUGAAUUAAGUCAUUAAUCUAAAUAAACAGCUUAAAAUUUAACAAUGGAAUCAUUAGAAAAAGCUAUAAAAGGAUUAAAAAUUAAUGAGAAUCAAUAUCAUUUUGAUGAUUAUGAUCAAAAGAAUGUUAUUGAAUAAACUAAAAUUAAAGCUCUUUAGAAAGAACUCAUUAAAAAAGAUCUACAAAAAUAUGAGAAAAGUAGAAGAGAAGUUAAUUUAUAAAUACUUGAUUUAGAUGAUAUGGAUCUAAGAUUUGAAUAGUAAGAGCACAAACAAUAGAUUUUGAAUUUAAGAAAAGAACUUGUAUAAAAAUUAUUGUAUAUUGAAGAAAAAAUUGAACAUUUGAAAAGACAUUUAAAAUUGGAUUAAAUGAAUAAACAUGCAUCAUAAUCAAUUAUUAAUAGUAUAGCAGAAUUAAGUUAGAUUAGUAUGUAUAGAGAACCAAUUGUUAAACCUGAAGUGGAUCCUUAAAAGGAAUAAUAGAGAUAAGAAUUUAUUAAGAAAUAAAUGAAAGAAUGGAAUGAAUUAUAAGAAUAAAGAUUAAAGUAAAUAGAAAUUCAAAAGGAAAAAAUAUAAAAGACAGAAGAGAAAAUAAGAAAGUAAUAAGCACUAAUUUAAGAGGCUAAAACUAAGGAAAAGAGAGAGGAAAUAGAAUAAAGAUUAAAUAAGUUAAAGUAGAAAUAAAUAUAAAGAGAAUAAGAUUUAUAAGAAUAAAAUAAAAGAUAUUUGGAAAAAAAGAAAUAACAUUUACUUGCAGAAAAGUAUGCCUAAUAAGAUGCUGCAUAUAUUAUGUAAUUGUAAGAAAUUAGAAAAAAUAAAUUGAAAGAAAUGAAGAAUCCUGAAUUUGAUUUAUAGGAAAUUAUGUAAUUUGAAAAGAAAAUUAAAGAACUUAGAAAAGAAAAAGCAGCUGUUAGAUAAAAAGAAUGGGAUGAAAGAGAAAAAUAAUGGAAUAAAUUUUAGGCAUAAUAUUAUUCUUAAAGUUAUAAGAGGGCAAAACAAUGUUAUAAAGAAUAAGACUUAAAAAUUGAUGAAUCAAAACUUAGAGCUUAGGAAAGACUCAAUUUACAGAGAUCAUAUGAGAAUGAAGUGAAAUAAAGAUAUCAACCUCAUGUAUCUUAAGAAAAGAGAUAAGAAAUUGAAGAGAACAUAAGAAAACUUAAAUAUGAACCUGAUUUUAAAAAAUAUAGAGAAUUAUCUGAGAAAGUUAAGGAAAAACAUAUUUAUUUUGGAAUUGAAUAAAAAGAUUAAUCAGGAAAUAAGAAAGUGAAACUUAAGCCAUUAGAGAAUAUACCUACUCCUAUAUCACCUAGACGUAUAGGUGACUUCUAUUUAAAGGAACAUGCUACUUAUAAUAAGAAACAUAUUCCUCCUUUGGCAAGACCACCUGAACCACCUAAAUCAAGUUAAUCAGAAUAAAAAUUAGUUAUAAAGGAUUAUUUGAAAGAAUAGAGAAUUAAAAAGUAAUUAAUAGAAUAAUAAUCAGUAAUAAAUUUAAAUAUAAUAUUAGAUGAAAAAUAUGAACUAAACUUAAGGAUUGGAAAAUGAUGAUUAGAAGAUGAUUAUGCAAAUAAAAAAGUAAUUAGAAAAAUUGGAACAUAUUUGA